Molecule: messenger RNA, 1698 nt
Organism: Phalaenopsis equestris
Lineage: Eukaryota; Viridiplantae; Streptophyta; Magnoliopsida; Asparagales; Orchidaceae
Product: sulfoquinovosyl transferase SQD2-like
Exons: 12
Coding region: 165-1466 (433 amino acids)
Biological process (GO): glycolipid biosynthetic process; sulfolipid biosynthetic process
Cellular component (GO): chloroplast envelope
Molecular function (GO): UDP-sulfoquinovose:DAG sulfoquinovosyltransferase activity
Source: RefSeq, a predicted model, not a curated record
UCCACCGGCAUAUCCUCGAAGUUUAUUCCCUCAACAGGAAUAUACGUACAUACUCUGCAGGAACCUCGGUUUGUUUGAAGACGAUGUCGAUUCACGAAGAGAUAUUGAACCUUCAACUGCUUAUAAUGCACCUCCAUUUUCCUUCUCUGUGAGGCACGAGUCAGAUGACUAUUGGGGAUAUGAAGCCAGACGAAGAAGCUCCUCUGCUUUUGGAGGAUGCCGAGGGCUCCUCCAAAACACGAAGGAUCGCACUCUUCGUCGAGCCGUCGCCCUUCGCUUAUGUCUCAGGAUAUAAAAACCGCUUCCAGAAUUUCAUCAAAUACCUUCGGGAGAUGGGAGAUGAGGUCAUAGUGGUCACAACCAAAGAAGGAAUACCUCAAGAGUUCUAUGGAGCAAAAUGUAUAGGCUCUCGCAGCUUUCCCUGUCCCCUGUAUUCGAAGGUUCCACUUUCACUUGCCCUGAGUCCUAGAAUCAUUUCAGAGGUGGCAAACUUUCGGCCCGACAUUAUACAUGCUUGUUCGCCAGGAGUCAUGGUUUUUGGCGCGCUUGCAAUUGCUAAAAUGCUUUCAGUUCCCAUAGUAAUGUCAUAUCACACUCAUGUUCCAUUAUAUAUACCGAGAUAUACCUUUAGUUGGCUGGUGAAACCUAUGUGGUCAAUCAUCAGGUUCCUUCAUAGGGCAGCUGAUCUUACACUCGUUCCAUCGGCUGCCAUUGGCAGGGAUCUUGAAGCUGAAAGUGUCACUACUGCAAAUAGAAUACGCCUUUGGAAUAAGGGUGUUGAUUCCGAUAGCUUUCACCCUCGCUUUCGCAGUCGUGAGAUGCGAGUAAGACUAAGUGGUGGUGAACCCGAAAAGCCUUUGAUAAUUCACGUUGGCCGGCUUGGAGUUGAAAAAAACUUGGAUUUUUUGAAGAGAGUUAUGGAUAGGCUACCAGGAGCAAGAAUAGCAUUUAUUGGGGAUGGUCCUUAUAGGGGUGACCUAGAGAAAAUGUUCAAAAGCAUGCCUGCAGUGUUCACAGGAAUGCUGCAAGGCGAGGAGCUCUCCCACGCCUAUGCGAGCGGCGAUGUCUUCGUUAUGCCGUCAGAGUCCGAGACCCUUGGCCAAGUUGUUUUAGAGUCGAUGUCGUCUGGAAUCCCUGUGGUUGCCGCCCGUGCCGGAGGAAUCAUCGACAUCAUCCCGGAUGAGCAGAGUGGCAAGACGAGCUUUGUUUUCGCUCCGGGAGACCUUGAAGACUGCAUGGGGAAGAUAGAAUACCUUUUAUCCAACAAAGAGUUCAUGGAAGCCAUGGGGAAGGCUGCACGCCAGGAGAUGGAGAAGUAUGGCUGGAGAGCGGCGACGAGGACGAUUCGCAACGAGCAGUACAAUGAUGCCAUCAGAUUCUGGCAGAAGAGGAGGGCCCAGCUGCUCGGCCCCAUCCGGUGGCUGCUGAAGAGGUGGUUCCGGCUGCCGGAGCUCACAUGUGGAUGAUGAUCCGGAGAAUGAAAGAAGAAAGAGUUGGGGGGGAGUGGAAGGAAGGAGAAAUGUGUAAAUUAUGAAUUGAGAUUGCUUUUGGGAAGUGUGGAUGAUUGUGUAAUUGCUGAAUGUAAGUUUGAUUCUUUGUAUAGAUUGUAACGGUAACUGCAUUGCAGUUGAAAUGAUUGUUUGCUUCCACGCAAAAAAAAUCACAAUUAUGCACAAGCAGCUGUUAUUGAAAAAUGAA